AAGUUUGACUUUUCAUGCAUACAAAGUUGCCUUCCACUAUAAAUUUCACCUGUAGAGCGUCCUUAAGUCCCCAGUUUGCCACAUACCUAUCUCCUUACUCCCCCAUUUUCACAGCUUAAAAUAGUUGAAAACUAUGGGCUUUGCAAAUUCUCUCUGUUCUUUCUUUCUUCUUCUUCUAGCUCUAGUACUCUAUGAGGUCAAUGCACAGCCACUGGUCCCUGCAAUGUUCAUAUUUGGGGAUUCAGUUGUUGAUGCAGGCAACAACAAUCACCUCUACACCAUUGUAAAAGCAAAUUUCCCUCCUUAUGGUAGAGACUUUGUCAAUCAUAAACCAACUGGCAGAUUCUGCAAUGGAAAACUUGCUUCAGACUUAACCGCUGAGAACCUAGGUUUCACUUCUUACCCACCAGCCUAUCUUAGCAAAAAAGCCAGAGGCAAGAACCUCCUGAUCGGUGCCAACUUUGCCUCCGCUGCUUCUGGUUACUAUGAAACUACUGCAAAGCUUUAUCAUGCAAUCCCAUUGAGUCAGCAAUUGGGGAACUACAAGGAAUACCAGAAUAAGAUAGUUGGAAUUGCAGGGAAAUCCAAUGCUUCAUCAAUCAUAUCCGGUGCACUCUAUCUUAUUAGUGCUGGUAGCAGUGAUUUUGUUCAAAACUAUUACAUUAACCCUCUUCUCUACAAGGUCUACACUCCUGAUCAGUUCUCAGAUCUUCUCAUACAAUCCUAUACAAGUUUCAUCCAGGAUUUAUACAACCUGGGAGCAAGAAAAAUUGGAGUGACAUCACUGCCACCACUUGGAUGCUUGCCAGCAACUGUCACAAUAUUUGGGUCUGAUAGCAAUGAAUGUGUGGCCAAGUUAAACAAGGUUGCAGUUUCCUUCAACAACAAGCUCAAUUCCACAUCUCAAAGCCUGGUAAACAAGCUUUCAGGCCUCAAUUUGCUUGUUUUCGACAUCUAUCAACCUCUUUACGACCUUGUCACAAAGCCUGCUGACUUUGGAUUUGCAGAGGCAAGAAAGGCUUGCUGUGGAACAGGAUUGGUAGAAACAUCAAUAUUGUGCAAUGGAAAGUCUCCAGGAACAUGUGCAAAUGCGUCUGAGUAUGUAUUUUGGGACGGUUUUCAUCCAUCGGAGGCUGCAAACAAAAUCUUAGCAGACGAUUUGCUUACCAGUGGCAUUUCUCUCAUAUUUUAAUAAAAUGCUUAAAAUUGGUUGCAUUCAUAAUUGAAUGUCUAAAUGGGAUCGCUUAAUUAAUCUUUGUUUGAGAGUAUGGCAGUGUGCAUUUGGUGUUGGAAUGUGAUCGGUAGACAUCAUGGUUUGAAUUUAGCAUGUCAAAGGUUUUCAAUUUUUACAUUAAAUUGCUCGAUGUAGCUUGAGUUGAUGCACUGUUGUUUACAUGUAAUCCUGUGUAUGAAUAAAACAUAAUACUACGUCCAUUUAUUUUGUCUUCAA
Messenger RNA from Populus euphratica (Euphrates poplar), 1450 nucleotides. Its product is annotated as GDSL-like lipase/acylhydrolase superfamily protein. Gene Ontology annotation, molecular function: lipase activity. The transcript has 5 exons. The record is from RefSeq and is a predicted model, not a curated record. Gene Ontology annotation, biological process: lipid metabolic process. NCBI's taxonomy places the organism in Eukaryota, Viridiplantae, Streptophyta, Magnoliopsida, Malpighiales, Salicaceae. Bases 134 to 1192 code for a protein of 352 amino acids.